AUGGAGGCGGGUGCCAAGGGAAAGGAUGAGAGGAUUGGCAGAUUGGUGGGAGUGGUGGCAGCGCUAGGAGGAGGGGCGCAUUCUCCGCCAGCUCGGCCGUGCCUUAUUUCUGGUCCCUCCGGCACUGUCAAGCGACACCGGAACCAGAUUCGAUUGUUCCGUCCUCGGUUUUCUGCUGCUGGUCGUUUUCUGACAGAAUUGGAGGCUUCGCGGCUUCUGCCGCCUCCGCCGCUCGCGCCUCCGCCGUGGACGCGCCUGCUGUCGUCGCCGCUGCCGGUCCCGUCACCUGCACCGGACGGGCGCCUCUUGCCGCCGCCGCCGUGUUCCUCCGCAGUGCCAGAACCGAUGGACGCAGGGGCUGCCGUCACGCCGCCGCCGCCGUCGCCCUUGGAGGUCGUUGCUCCGCCUCCUCAUCCGAGCAUACCCAGUAGCGGUGCGCAGCCUGGGCAGGUUUUCCACGGGGCGUUUUCCUCGCCCCUUCGCGAGCAAUUCGGGGUCGCCGGUGGACAGCGCGCCCUGGCAGUUCCGCUGUGUGCCCCCUCAGCUGCGCCACCGCUGGGUCGCUCCACCCGCCAUCCCGAGCCAUACUUAACGACGCGUCUGGGGUCAGUAGCAAGAAGGUCGCCUGACGCUUGCAGCAUUCUUGACGCUUUUAUCAAGCCGAAUCUCAAGAAGCUGCUGCUCUCUUUCUUGCUGCAAAGUCUCGCCUUGCGGCGGGAUUGCGGUCCGCUGGCGGGCGCUCUGAUCUAUCUCCUGCUGUGCCUCCGAGAUCGGUUUGUUGAUCUGCCUCUCGUGACGCUCCUUCCUCGCUCGUGCGGCAGCUAG
Messenger RNA from Schistocerca piceifrons (Central American locust), 825 nucleotides. RefSeq names its product proline-rich receptor-like protein kinase PERK2. NCBI's taxonomy places the organism in Eukaryota, Metazoa, Arthropoda, Insecta, Orthoptera, Acrididae. The transcript has 3 exons. The record is from RefSeq and is a predicted model, not a curated record. Bases 1 to 825 code for a protein of 274 amino acids.